Molecule: messenger RNA, 3209 nt
Organism: Brassicogethes aeneus
Lineage: Eukaryota; Metazoa; Arthropoda; Insecta; Coleoptera; Nitidulidae
Source: the annotation of a GenBank genome assembly
GUUUUAGCCGGCGAACACGCAGAAUUUUCUUUCCAGCUGUUUGACAGUAAAGCUCUUUACUGACGUGGAUGUUAACCAUUAAAAGUAUUAAAUUAAUUACGUUUUGUGUUAUUUCAUCAUUACUAUAUGCAUUUAAAAUUAUUCACCUAGAAGAAUGAAGAUAGCAAUAGUGAUAUUGGCAAUAUGGAGUUGUUUGGUGAUAAAAACCCAUGGCUUAGCUGUUAUGUCAGUGGAUUUGGGUUCGGAAUGGAUGAAAGUUGGAAUUGUAUCACCUGGAGUGCCAAUGGAAAUAGCUUUAAAUAAGGAAUCAAAGAGAAAAAGUCCUGCUGUGCUUAGUUUCCGGGAUAAUAUUAGGUUAUUUGGGGAGGAUGCUCAAACAAUAGGCAUUAGAUUUCCUAAGAAUUCGUACCAAUAUUUAAUGGAUUUAUUAGGGAAGAAUAUUAGCCAUCCUAUAGUUAAAUUGUUCCAAAAAAGGUUCCCGUACUUUGAUAUUGUAGAAGAUAAGGAUAGAGGUACUAUUUUGUUUAAACAUGACAAAAAUACUUUCUAUAGUCCUGAAGAAUUAGUUGCACAAAUGUUGGUCAAAGCUAAGGAAUUUGCCGAAAAUGGGGCCCAACAAAAAAUUAAAGAAUGUGUUUUAACUGUACCAGGGUACUUCAACCAAGUUGAAAGAAAAGCCUUGUUGCAAGCUGCUGAGUUAGCUGACCUUAAAAUUUUACAAUUAAUUAAUGAUUACACUGCUGUAGCACUUAAUUAUGGUAUAUUUAGAACCAAGACUUUCAAUGAAACAGCACAAUAUGUUUUGUUUUAUGAUAUGGGGGCUUCAUCCACAACGGCUACUUUGGUAAGUUAUCAGAAUGUUAAGGUCAAGGAUCGUGGUUAUGCUGAAACUCACCCACAAUUGACUAUACUGGGAGUAGGUUAUGAUAGAACAUUAGGAGGGCUUGAAAUACAAUUAAGACUAAGAGACUACUUGGCGAAAAAGUUUAAUGAAAUGAAAAAGACCAAAAAUGAUGUAACUAAGAAUCCUAGAGCUUAUUCUAAGUUAUUUAAAGAAGCUGGUAAAUUGAAGAACAUCCUAAGUGCCAAUGUGGAAUAUCACGCCCAAAUCGAAGGUUUAAUUGACGAAAUCGAUUUUAAACAGGCGGUUAAGCGUGAAGAAUUGGAAGCUUUAAUUCCAGAUUUAUUUGAUAGGGUUACAAACCCUGUCGAACAGGCUCUUAAAACAGCUCAUUUAUCUAUGGAUGUGGUAAGUCAGGUGGUGCUUGUUGGUGCUGGUACUAGAGUACCAAAAAUUCAGGAAAUCCUGCAAAAACAUGUUAAACAAGAAUUGGCUAAGAAUCUAAACACUGAUGAAGCUGCAGCUAUGGGUGCUGUGUACAAGGCAGCCGAUUUGAGCACCGGUUUUCAGGUUAAAAAAUUCAUCACUAAAGAUGCUGUUGUUUUCCCUAUUCAUGUAACUUUCGACCGUGAAGUAGAUGGCGCCACUAAACACGUAAAGCGUACUUUGUUUGGUUUGAUGAAUCCCUACCCCCAAAAAAAAAUUAUUACUUUCAACAAGCAUAUUUCUGAUUUUAAUUUUAAUGUUAACUAUGCUGAGUUGGAAUAUUUGCCAGAUAAUGAAGUUUUGAAUGUUGGUACCACAAAUUUGGCCGAAUAUCAUUUAAGUGGAGUUGAAGAUGUGCUAAAGAAGAAUGUGGGGGAUAAUAUUGAUCCUAAAGGCAUUAAAGCUCACUUUUUGUUGGACGAUUCCGGUAUUCUUAACUUGAUCAACGUUGAAUAUGUAGUCGAAAAAACCGUCACCGAAGACGAAGAUGAAGGUACCUUCUCCAAAUUGGGCAGCACCAUCAGUAAACUCUUUGGAGGCGAAGAUAAGAAACCUGAAGAUGAAGAACCAACAAAAGAAACCCCAGAGGAAACGGAACAAAAACCUGAAGAAGCAACUGAAAAACCAAAAACCGAAGAAAAACAGCCGAAAGUAAACGAAACAGAAACAAAAAACGCCACUGAUAAAACCGCCCCUAAAGAAGUUAAACCUAAAAUCGUAACAAUCAAAGACCCAAUUAAAACAUCCGAGGUAUUGCUCUCCAUAAACCCAUUAAGCGAAAAACAAUUGGUUAAGUCGUCUGAAAAAAUAUCCGCAAUAAACAAAAUCGAGCACGAUAUUAACCGCAGGGCAUCCGCUUUAAACAAUCUAGAAAGCUACGUUAUCGACGUCCAAGUUAAAUUGGACGAAGACGAAUAUUCCAAAGCAGGCACUGCAGCUGAAGUAGAAAAAAUCAAGGCUGCGUGCAGCGAGAUUUCCGAAUGGCUGUACGAAGAUGGUUCCGAAGCAGAUGCCGAUACAUACGAAAAUAAACUGAAGGAGUUAAAGGAGCUUACCAACGACAUUUUCUCCAAAGUUUGGGAGCACAGAGAACGCCCUGAAGCCCUAAACGCUCUACAUUCUUUGUUAAAUCAUUCAACGCAUUUCCUACUCAGCGCCAAAAAUUUGACCAAAACCACAAACCUCGAGAAAGAUGUUUUUACCGAUGUCGAAGUUGAAGCGUUAGAAAAAUUAAUUAAAGAAACCACAGAAUGGAGAGAUAAACAAGUGAAAGAACAAGCCAAACUUAAAAAGAACGAACCCAUCAAGUUGACUGUCAAAUCAAUCACAGACAAAAUGGGUUCCCUAGAUAGAGAAGUCAAAUACUUGGUAAACAAAAUAAAGUAUUGGAGACCCAAGAAGGUUGAGAAGCCAGCCGAAGACAAAAAAGAAAAGACUGAUAAAGAUGAAAAACCUAUUAAAGAGGAAAAGACCAAAACCGAGGAAUCAAUUGAAGAACCUGCACCAGUUGACAGUGAAACGAUUGAACCUUCGGAAACAGAGGAUAAUGAUCCACAUACAGAACUUUAAGAGUGCGGUUUUUAGUUUAAUAAACAUUCUUAAUAAAAAUUUAAAAUCCUCUCUUCAAAUUUAUUUUAAUUAUUAUUUAUUUUUGUAUUACAAGCAGAUUAAAUCUGUGACUGCGUUUUAAAUGUGUGCAAAAUAAUUGGUGGGGUUUAUAAAAAUCAAAAACGAUUACAUUUAAAAUUUUCUUUACAGUUUUUUUGGUUCUUUAAGAAUUGUGAUAUUGUUAAUCAAUAUUUUUGUUAGAAUGCAAUGUAUUCAUUCCCGGUAAACUUAAUUUAUUAUAGAUCUUUAUUUAUUACAAUAAAUUCUUUUAAAU